AUGUUGCCAAAACCUAUAGUCCCAUAUACAAUGAGUGAGGUGGGUGCUCCUGAUAGGGAGCGUGAUGGUGAUGGCGACCAGUCUAUGGAUGGUUCUACUUCUUCAAUGACAAUCGAUGACGAUCUUCCCCCUCUGGAAAGGGCUCGACGGCGCAAGAGUAUGCUUGUUGGUCCUCGACCCUGA
This is a messenger RNA of Laccaria bicolor S238N-H82, 183 nucleotides long. RefSeq lists its product as uncharacterized. The record is from RefSeq and is a predicted model, not a curated record. The transcript has 2 exons. The coding region runs from base 1 to 183 and encodes 60 amino acids. NCBI's taxonomy places the organism in Eukaryota, Fungi, Basidiomycota, Agaricomycetes, Agaricales, Hydnangiaceae.